CAAUGUGGAUGUGUGAAUGCGGAGAAUUCAGUUUUAGUACAAAUUCGGCGCAGGAACGAGCAACGCGCCCUCUUGCCGACCACAAAGUGCCACAGCCACGCGAUGUUCCCACCCGGCCAGAAUCUGAAUCAGAGUCCGCUUCCGAUUUCGCUUUCAGUUCCGGCAGAACAUCCGCAUUCGCAUCCGCAGCCGCAUCCGCAGGACCUGGGAGACGGCCUCGACCUGGAUGGGGACCUCGGGGACGGGGGACGGCAGGUCCUCUUCGAGGGCUACUCGGACGAGCUGCUGACCAUCGCCUGGGUGGCCUGCAUCGUGUUCAUCAUCGUGGGCGUUCCCGGCAACCUGCUGACCAUCGUGGCUUUGUCCCGGGGCCGCCAGACCCGCAACUCGACGGCCAUCUUCAUCAUCAAUCUCUCCUGCUCCGACCUGCUCUUCGGCUGCUUCAACCUCCCGCUGGCCGCCUCCACCUUCAUGGAGCGGGCCUGGACGCACAGCGAUCUGCUCUGCAGGCUCUUCCCGAUGCUGCGCUAUGGUCUGCUGGCGGUCUCGCUGCUCUCCGUGUCGCUGAUCACCAUCAACCGGUACAUCAUCAUCGCCCAUCCCAGGCAGUAUCCAAGGAUCUACCAGCGAAGGUACUUGGCUCUGAUGGUGGCCGGCACCUGGGUGACCACCUUCUCCAUCAUGAUCCCCACCUGGCGGGGCGUGUGGGGCAUCUUUGGCCUGGACGCGAGCAUCGGGUCGUGCUCCAUCCUGCACGACCAGUACGGCAGGUCGCCCAAGGAGUUCCUCUUCAUCGCCGCCUUCAUGCUGCCCUGCAUCUGCAUUGUGAUCUGCUACGCGCGGAUCUUCCUGCUGGUGCGGAAGGCGGCCAUGCGGGCGGGAGCUGGAAAGAGCAAUGUGAGCGACGUGACCGUGACGCCCAGUUCCACCAACCAGCAGCAGACCAUGGCCAUGGCCAUGCAGAGGAGGCCGGAGAAGGUGAGCUCCUCGAGCGGAGAGGCCCAGGAGGCGACUCUAGGAGGAGCCAGGCCCUUUGUGGUGGAGGAGCAGCUGGCGUACAUCGAUGACAAUGCCUCGGCCGACAGCCUGCCCAUCUCGUACAGCAUCCGGCGGAGGGAUGAGGAGCAGCAGCAGCCCCCGGUGGAUGCGAAUGUGGUGCUCAAGGAGCAGACCAGCCUGGGACGCAGUCAGACGCAGCUGGAGCUGGGCAAGAUGGGCGGGAAGAACCACCCCAUCACCACCUCGCUGCGCACCUCCUUCACGCGGUUCAGUCCGCGGAAGUCGCACUACGCCUCCAUGGGCAACACCUCGAACGCCUCCUCAAUUUAUCCGGGCCGGAUGAGCGCCAAGGACCGCCGGCUGCUCAAGAUGAUACUGGUGAUCUUCGUGUGGUUCGUCAUCUGCUACCUGCCCAUCACGGUGGCCAAGAUCUGGAAGAGCGCCACCGAGGUGCACUGGUUCAACAUCGCCGGCUACCUGCUCAUCUACCUGACCACCUGCAUCAAUCCGCUGAUCUACGUCCUGAUGAGCUCCGAAUACCGCCGGGCCUACUGGAACCUGCUGCGCUGCCACGGAUCCUACGAGUCCCCGAAGCAGCGCAACCAGGCGCAUGCCAAGCGGAAGCACAUGGAGUCCAAUCGCCAGGUGAAGACGUGACUUGAAUCUAACGCUAGCACCUUCUUCGUCCUCCGUCCCAGCAGGAUUUGAUAUACCACUCUGUGUCUCUAUGAUGAGAGAGUAAGAAACUCCACUUCACAAUACGAUCCCCUGAUCCUUGUGCCUCCAAACACGAUUUCUAGUCGUCUA
Drosophila takahashii is the source of this 1806-nucleotide messenger RNA. RefSeq names its product G-protein coupled receptor moody. The record is from RefSeq and is a predicted model, not a curated record. NCBI's taxonomy places the organism in Eukaryota, Metazoa, Arthropoda, Insecta, Diptera, Drosophilidae. Gene Ontology annotation, molecular function: G protein-coupled receptor activity. Gene Ontology annotation, cellular component: membrane. Gene Ontology annotation, biological process: G protein-coupled receptor signaling pathway.